Chondrus crispus (carragheen) is the source of this 177-nucleotide messenger RNA. RefSeq lists its product as hypothetical. The transcript has a single exon. Bases 1 to 177 code for a protein of 58 amino acids. NCBI's taxonomy places the organism in Eukaryota, Rhodophyta, Florideophyceae, Gigartinales, Gigartinaceae. The record is from RefSeq and is a predicted model, not a curated record.
AUGCCCCUGCUGCUGUUCUCCAAAGCCUGCUUGGAAAAGAUCUUUGGGGUAAAUAUCAGUACUUCGCCUCAUGAUAAGCCCUUCGGCUUUGUUCGCCCUUCGUCAACACCGGCGGCAUUGCAGAAUAAGAUCGCUGGGAUGAGCGAAACUAUGUACUGUGCUAUAUCGCUCAUGUAA